Messenger RNA from Sporothrix brasiliensis 5110, 2742 nucleotides. RefSeq lists its product as uncharacterized. Gene Ontology annotation, biological process: activation of GTPase activity. The transcript has 4 exons. Gene Ontology annotation, molecular function: GTPase activator activity. The record is from RefSeq and is a predicted model, not a curated record. Bases 1 to 2742 code for a protein of 913 amino acids. Lineage: Eukaryota; Fungi; Ascomycota; Sordariomycetes; Ophiostomatales; Ophiostomataceae.
AUGCGGACUUUGGACGAAAGCAGGAAGCGAUGGGAAGAAACGCAAAAGGACGGCGGCGAUCUCCCCGCGCUGCAGCGGGCGGUUAAGUUCAAUGGACCCAGCAGCCCAUGUGAGGCCGGCUGCCGGUCGGUCUGCUGGAAGACUUUUUUGCUCUUUCGUGAUGAGGACUCGGCCACCGACCGCAGCCUCAUUCUGCGCGAGGCCCGUGAGGACUACGAGGCAAUGCGCGGGUCCUACAUGCGCUUCAUCAAGCACCCCGAGCGGCUGGCCGAGUUGACUGUCGAUCCGCUGGCGGACGACCCAGAGUCACCUUGGGAUACGUUUCGACGGGAUGAGCUUGUGCGGGCCGAGAUCCUCCAGGACGUUCAGCGCCUCCCUGACGAUCCAUUCUACCACCAGGAAGAGAUCCAGAUGCUCAUCUUGGACGUGUUAUUUGUGUACUGCAAAGAGAACCCAGGCGCUGGCGGCUACCGGCAGGGUAUGCAUGAGCUCUUGGCGCCGCUUGUCUACGUCCUCCACGAGGACGCCAUUGAGAGCAACAGCCUCGAAGAGGCGUCGGCAGCCGAGGAUGCCGACAUGAUUGAGAUGUUGGACGGCUGCUUUAUAGAGCAUGACGCCUAUGCCCUGUUUGUUAAGGUCAUGAGCCGGGCACGGGCGUUUUACGAGAUGAACAGUACUCAUAGUGCGGCUGGCAAACCUGGCACGCACGAGACAGGGACGACGGGCGACCCCUUCUCUCCUCUACCGACUUCUUCCACCAUCCUCGCCGACGGAGCUGAAGAGAGCGCCAUCGUCGAGCUCAGCAAAGAGAUUCAUGAAGGAACACUGAUGAAGGUCGAUCCGGAGCUGGCCAUCCAUCUCAAGAAUAUUGAGAUUCUGCCACAGAUUUUCUUGAUUCGGUGGAUCCGCCUUCUUUUUGGACGGGAAUUUCCCUUUAAGCAGCAUCUGAUUCUGUGGGACAGCAUAUUUGCUUUUGACCCCAAACUGCAUCUCGUCCCUCUUAUAUCUGUCGCCAUGUUGCUUCGCAUUCGCUGGAAGCUUCUCGAGGCGGACUAUUCAGUGGCCUUGCAGUCGCUGCUCAAAUACCCGGCACCCCAACCUCCGCAUGGCCCUCACACCUUUGUAGACGAUGCGGUCUAUCUGCGGGACCACCUCGACGCAGCCGGAGGUUCCAAUUUGAUUCUAAAGUACACGGGCCGUACACCUUCGCGCAUUUUCUCACCACUCGGCAGCUCCCCCGCCAGCUCAUCGCGACCGACGACACCAGCAGCCGCUUUUGCAGCAGGCCUGGGCAGUAUACGGAGCCGCACACUCAAGGUGGCACGAUCGCCAUUACGUGUGUCGCGACAUGGCUCGAACUCGGGCUCGGGAUCUGCUGAAGGACUGGGCUUGGCUGCCGGCGGUGAUGGGACAUCGCAAUCACCGUCGUCGUCGCGACUGUUCCAGGGCCGUGAAGGCAUGGAAGCCCUGUUCCAAGGCGCGGCAAAGGGUGUUUUGGAGCGUGGCGAGAAACUUGGAAUCAACCGUGCAGUCCGCGACGCCGUCGGUGAAAUUAAGCGCAACAUGGCCCAGAGCUAUCAAGACGCACGGCAAGCUGCGGCUACGAACCGUGUCCCGGGCGGAGAUGGAAAGGGCAUCGCAUCGCUGUUCUCUCCAACACCAGACGGCAAGCGUAUAUCCUAUGGCCAGGCCAUGCGCAUCAUGACGGAGCUGGAGCAACGAAACCAGCAGCUGGCCAAGAUGCUUGAUGAGACAGUGACAACUCUGAAGACCGUGGCACGGGCAGCGCCUCCAAAGCCGGCCGCUGGCGUACCGGGUGAAGAGAAGAGUGAGACAGACAAGGCGGUGGCAUGGGAGGAGCAGGAACAGCAGUGGCAAAAGUGGCUCGAAGAGGUGGAGCUGGCUGCCGCCAAAGUGCAAUUUGUCAAAGUUCACCUUGAGGACUCGACGCUCAGCCUGCCCGUGGACGAACCGCAAUCGAAUAGCCCGACGGAGGGUACGACGGAAGACACUACCACGUCAAUAUCUGAGAAAGAGUCGUCACCGGAGCACGGAGUCACGACCGCCUCGACAGAGUCUAAAUCACCAGCUGCCGACACGAGCGCUGCACCUCGAACGCCGCUGCUUCAGAGCAUGGCUCCAGAAAAUGACUGUGGACCUGUGACGCCAUUGGCCCAGACAGAGGUUCUGUCGGCAAACGACGAUGCUGAUUAUAUGGAUGUGGAUGUCGAAAAUAGCGGAUUGAAAGUCCCUGAAGCCGAGACGGCCCCAACACUGCCGACAAGACCCAAGUCUGAAGAUUUGGAGGUACCAACUUCGCAGCCAAUGCAGCAGUCACAACCAAAGCAACCAACGCCGCCGCCUGCGGACCGGCGGCAGCCGCACACGAUCCCGACUCGCUCAACAUUGGCCCAGUCCUCGUUUUCGUGGAUGUUGGAACCUGGUGACACCGCUAGUAGUCUUGCUAACAACAACGGCGGUGGCCACAACGACGAUGGGGCGCGUUCGUCUUCUCCACCCAAGAAACCGCCACGGCCUAAUGCGGCGAGCCGGACACGGCACGCCUUUUUGUUCGGCGAGGUGAUCAACCAGUCACCCCUAGGCAGUAGCGGUGACGAUGAUCCUCUUGCGGAUACAAAUAUGGACGGUUCGUCGGACGGUCGGCCUCGAACGGUGACCUCCGACGAGAUCUUUGGGCUUGAGCCGCUGCGUCGCGCAUUGCCAAAGAAGGAUGACGAGUAG